AGGCAGAUCCAAAUAUAAAAUAAAAAUCCUUCCUUUUACAGACAGUUUCAGACAUAUCAGAGACUUCACUCUUCUUCUCAAUCAUGACUACGAAGCCAGACAUUGAAUCCGAAUUCGCAUAUACCUUUAUGGUGGGCAUUGCCAUUCUCCUUGUUCUUCUCAUAAUCCUCAUCGUUCUCUUCAACGUCUGCGUCCGCUUAUGCCGCCGUUGCCGCGGGGCUCUCUUGUCCCGUUCGCUUCCCGCUUUUUCCUUCUCUGCCACCGUGCACGGUUCUCUGCAGGAAUGUGCCGUGUGCCUGUCGGAAUUUGCCGAUGGUGAUAAAGUUCGUGCACUCCCCAACUGUAAGCAUGGUUUCCACACCCACUGCAUCGACUUGUGGUUUGCCUGUAACUCCACGUGUCCUCUGUGCCGAACACCGGCCCAACCGAUCAAGGGUUGCCCUGACAAUGAACCCGGUUCGGUUCCAGUUUCCGAAGCAGAAGAGGGUUGUUCUUCAUCUUUGGGUCCCCCAAUUGCGUGUCCUAGAGAGGCCUUGGAUGUAAUUGUUAAGAUAUGCUAACAUGAUGUUAGAAUAAUACGAUGUUAGAAGUGGAUUUUAGGUCUAACUCAAUCCCAUAAAAUCGGAUUGUGAGGUGAAAUUAUCAUCCACUUAUAUAUUAUAAAUUGAUUUUAUCUUUACUCGAUAUUGGACUUUGAAUCCUGCAACCGAAUAUGACGGAUUCAGAUGCUCAUUGAAGAGGUUUUGUAAGGUUUA
Vigna radiata var. radiata (mung bean) is the source of this 755-nucleotide messenger RNA. Its product is annotated as RING-H2 finger protein ATL5-like. The record is from RefSeq and is a predicted model, not a curated record. NCBI's taxonomy places the organism in Eukaryota, Viridiplantae, Streptophyta, Magnoliopsida, Fabales, Fabaceae. The coding region runs from base 84 to 560 and encodes 158 amino acids. The transcript has a single exon.